AUACGGUAGUUUCAUUCACACCAACCGACAUACCAUCUGGCGACGAGGCACGUUUAAUUAAACCUACCCGCGUGUGUUUCAAAAAUGAAUCAAAAUCAAUUUUAUCUCGGGAAUUUAAGCCUUUUCGAUUAUAAAAUUAACGAAUGGGAAGUUUUUUACAGUCGGUUGACACAGUUUAUAAAGUUAAACAAUAUUACAAAAGCCAGUCAAAGUGCAGUUUUGUUAACUCAUCUGUCGGAUGAAUCAUACCGUUUGGUUCGGAAUCUUGUGCAUCCGAAUAAGCUCGAAGAUUGUGCCUACAGUGAGCUAGUAGAAGUACUCAAUCGUCAUUUCACACCAAAGAGGUCGACUUUCGCAGACAGGGCGAAAUUCUAUGAAGCAAGCAGAUCGGAUGGUGAGAGCAUCGAAGAGUGGGCGGCGCGCCUGAGGGGCUUAGCCGUGUACUGCGACUUCGGCACGGAGUUAGACACGCUAAUGCGGGACCGUUUCGUUCUGGGAUUCAGGGCAGGACCGGAGCGUGAUAAACUUUUCGAAUGCGAUUCUAAGAGUUUGACGUUCGGACAAGCCGUGGAAGUGGCACAGAAGGCAGCGUGUGCACGGCAAGCGCGCGUCAUCGUCAAGGAGGAGCCUGUAUUUCGCGUCAACGAGCAGCGCAGUGCCAACCCGGGCCAAAGCCAGGCAAGGUCCCGCGGCGGACCUCAGGAAGAUUCACAGCGCUGUAAUGUGUGCGGUCUCCGGUUUCAUAGUGCGGAAAAGUGCAGGUUCCGAAAUCUUAAGUGCAACGUAUGUGGGCUUAAAGGCCAUUUAAAAAAAAUGUGUAAAGCUAAAAAGUCUAAUUUACAUAAUAUUGGUGCGGAAUCUGAUACAUCUCAAGGAAGUGAUUGCAGGGAGUGUGAUCUUUUUAACAUGCGGUAUGUAGACUAUAGUCCUAUUAAAUUGACUGUGAACGUUAAUAACAGAGCAAUGGAAACUCUGCUAUCGGGGUUGGACGGAGUCAGCGUCUGGCUGGAUGAUGUGUGUAUAACCGGGCCAACGAAAGAAAUACAUUUGUCUAGGCUUAAAGAGGUCUUAGGCAAAUUGCAAGAGGCGGGUUUGCGGUUGCAGAAAGAUAAAUGUGUCUUUUUCCAAAAUAGUGUGACCUAUUUAGGUUACGUAAUUGAUAAGAGAGGUCUAAGAACGUGUCCUACUAAAGUGGCGGCAAUACUUGACGCACCCGCGCCGUCUAACGUACUCGGAGUAAAACGUUUUCUAGGGGUAGUGAACUACUACAGGAAUUUCAUUCCGAGUGCGUCAGCAGUGUUGAGCCCACUACACGAGUUAUUGCGCGCGGGCGCAGGGUGGCGGUGGGGCGAGAGGCAGCAGGCGGCUUUCGACAGCGUUAGGGCAUAA
Messenger RNA from Pararge aegeria (speckled wood butterfly), 1389 nucleotides. RefSeq lists its product as uncharacterized. NCBI's taxonomy places the organism in Eukaryota, Metazoa, Arthropoda, Insecta, Lepidoptera, Nymphalidae. The transcript has 2 exons. The record is from RefSeq and is a predicted model, not a curated record. Gene Ontology annotation, molecular function: zinc ion binding; nucleic acid binding. The coding region runs from base 85 to 1389 and encodes 434 amino acids.